This is a messenger RNA of Acyrthosiphon pisum (pea aphid), 823 nucleotides long. Its product is annotated as piggyBac transposable element-derived protein 4-like. The transcript has 2 exons. The annotation marks the transcript as partial. The record is from RefSeq and is a predicted model, not a curated record. NCBI's taxonomy places the organism in Eukaryota, Metazoa, Arthropoda, Insecta, Hemiptera, Aphididae.
AUGUCCCGUCGUGUGUUGUCCAGCGAUAAAAUAAUAGAAUUGCUCGGAAACGGAGAAAACUCUGAUUUAUCUGAUUUCUCUGAUGGUUCAGAUAAUAAUGAAGAAGAUGAAUUGGAUAAUCUGCUAGCUAUGAAUGAAGUAUAUGAAAAUUUUGAUUUUCAAAAUAUAGAGGAUGAUAUAGAUUGGAAUAUUGAUAAUAUUGAUGAUGAUAUUGUGGUUGAAACAGAAAAUGUUGAUAGAGUGCUGGAAAAUCCAACUACAUCGUAUAAAUAUCAUAGUGUGAGAAAAGAAAACAUAAAAUGGGACGCAAAGCCACUUACUACAAGAGAAAUUGUUUUUACAGCAGUACCAGAAAAAGAUUUUCCAAGUGCCCCAUUACCACCUAUAGAAUAUUUUCUAAAAUACUUUUCAACUAUAUCAUUUGACGACAUGGCACAUUUUACCAAUUUAUUUGCUCAACAAAAUAAUACUAGAAACUGGACAGAUACUAAUGCAUCAGAAAUGAAGGUAUUUAUUGGAAUACAUUUGUAUAUUGGUAUUAUUGGGUUCCCUCGAGUCAUUAUGUACUGGCAGCCAGAUUAUCGAAUAGAUAUAAUAGCAGAUAACAUGACAAAAAAUAGAUUUUUUGAACUAAGAACUAAUUUUCAUGUACAAGAUAAUUUAUUAAAUCCUACAGACAAUAGUGAUAAAUUUUUUAAAGUAAGACCUUUGUACAACUCAAUAAAAAAAAGAUGCAAUGAACUACAUACUGAAAAAAACCUAUGCAUUGACGAACAAAUGGUACCAUUCAAAGGACGCCUUGGUCUCAAACAAUAUAUGCGUG